AUGACGGCCAUAUCCAACCAUUGCCAUGAGCCGCCACUCGCCCCCGGCGCCAAAGAUGCACCCUUGUCCACGGAUUUGUCCCCUGGCCGUUGCUUACCUGCACCAAAAGUCCUUGCCAUCGCUCGCAAGGCAAUGCGAGAUGCUCUCCUGAGCGAAGGGUUGGCUGGGCAACUUGGCGAUGAAGUCGUCGGUUUGCAGUCCGGCGUCACAAUAGACCUGAGCCGCAGUGCCAUACCAGAGCUGCCAGAGGAGCUUGUGGACAUAUUCAAGGAUAAGCUAGAAAGGGCAAACAAGAUUAGGGAGUUUCCAUUGUCCUUAUGCCACUUGAAGCGCCUCGAGAUUCUUGAUCUUGGUCAGAACCAACUCCGUGUGCUGCCUCCAGAGGUUGAGAAUUUAUCGUCACUCAAGGUUCUUUCCAUCCCGAAGAACCAAAUCCGGGAGUUGCCAUUAUGCCUAGCCAAUAUGGCGUCUUUGCAGGUCCUUAAAAUUGAAGGCAACCCAAUCAUCUUUCCGCCACAAGAUCUCAUCUCUACACUCGCCACCACCUCCCUUCAAGAAGAUAGCUCCGUCGGCAGUGACACGACAGAGGUUGCUAUGACGGCACGCAUCAAAUCGAUCCUAAAGCAGGAGGCUAUUAAUAGCCGCGUGGAGCCAGACUUCUCGAACGACUCCAGUCGCUCCACUGCCCCGGUUGACGAGACUCCGCGCCCAAGACGGAAACGAGCUUCCCAUCCCUAUAGAAGCGCCCGAAGGACAGGAGUUGUGCCUUCAGCGACAGGCAAUGCUGAAGAACGCCUCAGGAGUAAAUCGGAAACCCUAUCGUGCUUAGGCCAACAGGAUAGAUGGAACCGAUACGCAGAACUCAAAGAGACCGGAGCAUGUAAUCUUUACAACCGAGAACCGAGCUACGACUGUACCUCGCAGGGAGCUAGGACUGGGCACAAGAGCGCUACUACGUCCUCGGACUCAAUUCUCCAGCAAUCCAUCUACGCCAGACGACUCUCUGUGAUACCCAAGCGGCGUCGGAUAUCGAAAUGCUUCAACCCAAUCAUUGCAUUUGCCAGGGGAAUGCUAUACGCCGUUCUCCAAAUCCACCCCAUGAUCCAGCAGCUGGCCAUCUUGGCUCGCGGCGAACUCGAUAAUCAGCCCAGCCUGCAAAUAGUCAUUUAUAGUACAAAUUGCCACAUAGAAGUGUUGGAGCUAGAGAUACAAAAGUACGACACAACAGCUCUGGAAACCUCGGACCAUUCAACCCAGACGAAUAUUGUCCUCCGCGCGUGUCAGACACUCAUGGGAGCGUACCGGCAUAUAUGCACCCUGCUUGCGGAUAGCGCAGAUGCACCCGUCGACAACGGACACGCACGAUAUGUUCGAACACUAUUGACAUUACUCUACAAUUGCAUUAUGGAGCUCCGCGCCACCACUCUAUCCGUCGGAACCGAGUGCGCGGGCUGUGCUUCUGAACACGCCGCCCAUCGCCAAGAUGACUCCGGUGCCGGUGCCGACGCCACGGACAAGCCUGCCGCACCGCGGAGCCGAAACGAGGACGUGAUGCCAAAAUCCAGCCAUCCUCCAUCCAGCCGGGGGCCAACCCCGACGUCGCCGCGUCCCGAGCCAGGGCACUUGCAACCUCCCGACCUGACCCUCGCCAUGUCCGACCCGGACGGGCUAUUCGAAAAGAUACUCGUGUGCCUACAAAACUCGGCCACCGUGAUGCUGCGCAUCCUGCCCGCCUUUGGAGGCCACCUGACGCAUGGGCUUCGCAACGCCGUGCGCAGGCGCGCGCCCACGUCGCACAUCCAGCACUGGAGGUGCCUCACAAAGGAGUGCGCCAACGCCAUCCAGCACACGCAGACGGUCAAGCGCGAGAUCUGCCGCGUCAAGCUGGGCGGGCGGGCGGACCGGCCGACCGCCGAGUUCUGGGACCUGGUCAUCGGCUUCAUCGCGUCGUGGACGGCGCUGCUGGCGGAGAUUAUGGCGUGCAUCAACAAGAUCCUCUUGCCGCCGGACACGAGGGCGCGCCUGAGGCCGAUCCAGGAGAGCAUGAAGGAGACGAGCCAUGCGGUCGUGCGAUCGCCGUGGUGCGAUGUGCUUUCGGCGGGGGGGUUGAAGGCGACUGCUCUGCCGGGUCGAGCUGCGUCGGCGCCUCGAGGUUCUGCAGAGCUGGCUGGACGAGCGGCGGGUGAAGGGGCUUUUGUGGCCGUGGCCGUUCGGGGGAAUGGGUUUGAUCGUGGAGAUGGGCCUGGACAUGGUACUGCUGGUGUAUCAUUGUCGCGGGGGGAUGCGGUGAGACAGUUGAGUUUUGCUUCGCGGCCGUGUGUCUCUGCGGCUUUGGAGACGACUGCUUUCAAGAGUGGCUGA
Messenger RNA from Metarhizium brunneum ARSEF 3297, 2361 nucleotides. NCBI's taxonomy places the organism in Eukaryota, Fungi, Ascomycota, Sordariomycetes, Hypocreales, Clavicipitaceae. The record is from RefSeq and is a predicted model, not a curated record.